Effrenium voratum is the source of this 960-nucleotide messenger RNA. The record is from the annotation of a GenBank genome assembly. NCBI's taxonomy places the organism in Eukaryota, Dinophyceae, Suessiales, Symbiodiniaceae.
AUGACAGCAGCCGAAGCCAAGUUCUACAGAGAUGGUUACACUCACCGCACUGUCCUGUACGAUGGCCUGCAGGAUGCCAAGGCCGAGCACGGAGGCUCGCUGAACUUCAGCGCCUACCGGCAGGGCCGAGAUCGGCAGUACUUGGGCGUGAACGGCAAGAACUACUAUGCCAAGCCCUGGGGCAACGACUCCUCCAACAUCCAGGCGGUCAUUAACGGGCCAGCCUACUGGAAGCGGGUGUACUAUCGAGAGAACAUUGCUGCACGCUUCGCUCGCGAAGACGCAGAGGCUGGACCCCGAGGAUUCGACAUUUGCAACAUGGACCACUCCUUUCGAGGGACGAAAGAAGUGCGUGGCCUUGCCAUGAGCUAUGCCACGGUGUUUGCUGCAUUUGGCAGCUUGCUCGAGCCCUUGAUUGUCCGCGGGAAUCUCACGGUGCCGGGCAACGCCACCUUCCAUGGCAAUGGCUGGUCCGCAUUUUUGCAGGAGGCUUGCCUCCAAGUCACAGACGGCCUGACAGUCUCUGUUGGCCAAGUUUCCGGCCCAGGUGAGUGCGCUCAGCGGAAACGUGGUGAAAGCAACGGUGAAGUUGACGUUUACCCUUCAAUCUCUGCCAACAUGCUUCCGACGCCCGCCAAGUCCCACUACACCUUCAAUUUGAGAGAUCUGGCGAAGGUCAACCAGGAUCUGCCUCUGCAGCAAGGAGUCACUUCCUUCCGAAUGCCAGCGAGUCUUUCAGGCCGGAUCGUAAGCAGAGCUUGUGGAAGUGGCAGCCUGACGGACCGACUCAUCCAUGACAAUGCAUGGUUCAAUGAGCUGCUGAGAGAGAAGCUGCAGGAGCAUUUCAAAAAGCAGUGGAACGCUGUUAUCAAGCAGGAGCCGCUCAUUUUAAUUGCAGACAGCAAGGCUCCGUGCUACCAACAGGUCGUCGAUUAUGAGCAGCUCAAUGACGUGCUGUAG